AUGCUGCCUCGAACAAGCACGAAAGUUCAUCCUUUCGGUCCUCUCUCGACUAGUACUGAGGUGUCGGAUGACAAGGGCGAAGCAUACACCUGCGUACAAUCUCCAUCUUCUCUACGUCCUCAUGACGCCAAAUCCACGUCGUCGCGAUGGCUGUACAACUAUCCACGAUUGAGUUUUAUGAUGCUGUUCAUUGUUUGCACCUACGUUGGAGGCAUCUACGUGUCCACUGAAAUUACUGCGUGGACCCUCGACAUGCUGGGAGCUCGCAAUAAACUGACGGAUGCACGAAAAGUCUAUGCUGCUGCAAGUCACAUGCUCAACACCAUGACUCAGUGCGUAGAUCAAAGCUCGCUGGAGUACUUGGCUGGCGCAAAGUUGCAGUUUGAAGCCGACAGCAGACGCGUCCAGGAGAUCAUCGAUGCUAAUGACCAAGUCCUUGCCGUCCAGAGAAACGCGACGACAACGUGCUCCAAUGCUUUCUUGCUGACAUUGAAGGGACAAGCGAAAGCUGUCAUAGUCGACGAUACGCAGUCGACGCUCGGCUGCUUCUCUCAUCACUUUUACGACAACGUGCCCAAAACGGACGCUUUGUCUUUCUCGCGGACUCUGGUAGUCGCCGUUCGUGGAAUAUUGACAGCGCUCGUUGUCUCAGAAGUGAACGACAGCCUCUCUGCGCAGGCAACUCAAUUUGAAAAUCAACUCCUCGAGAUGUGGCAUGCCAUCGAUACUGUCAAGGCCUCAAUCGAGAAAACUCUGGAUGCCACAGUUACAUCGGCGUCUCAGCAGUUGAGCUCACUGGUGCCGAUAGUGUCGGACAAAGACGGUAGUGGCCAUACACAUCAGUCGGGCUCUCGCCUUGGCCGCCUGGGCAAAGUCGUGUCGUUAGAGCUCUCGGACCCGUUGACGUUGUCACCUGCUACAAGUCUGGGAGCAAUACGUAAAGCUGGGCGAACUUUCCACAAAGCUCUCGCGGUUUUGGCAGGCGUGCACGAUGGGUUCACUGACGUCCUGGACAGCGUUGACGAGACUUGGGAAUUCCUAGAAAAGCAGCUGAAUGCCACCGUUCAGCAGGCCACCCAAGUGCAAAACGAGCUCGUUUACGCAGCCAAGUCAACCGCCCAACAGAUCAAUAGCACGAGUACCGCGGUCCUGACUAGCUUGGAUCAAGCCCGGCAGGAGAUUUCCAUGUCCUUUGACAUUUUGCAGGAGCAGUGGCACACUGCAGUGAAAAAGCUGGUGGCCCCAAGUUCGACACCGUGGCAGAAGCUGGGAGAUCGACUUGUAGCUGAGCUCACUGCAAAUGAACGCCAAAGUGUGAGACCUGAACAUUCAAUUCAACGGAAGUACCUGCUACCGGAUCGAACAGCAAACUCAAGUUUGGAGAAGGAGCACGAGAAGCAAACCAUCGCGUCACGUGAUCAAGGCUCGACAAGCGCGGGGUCGUCAUCGGUCGAUGACAACAAGUUCGACAUUGACACUGCUGUGCUGCGUGCUGCGGUAGUUGACGUGAGCGCUUUCAUCACCCAAGUGCUGUUCUACAUAGACGUUGGCCGUCUCACCUUGCUGGUUGCAGAUCUUGCCGUGGGACUGAUUACUGAGUCGUACUCGGACGUGCCGAUGCUGGAUAUCCGGGGCAUCACCACAGUCGACACGAUCGGAAGUAUCGGGGAACUACUCCUUUGUCAGCACAGCUUUUCGGCAAUCUGCUACACAAUUGUGUCAAAAGCGUCCGAGUUAAUGCGCGAUCUCGUGACAUUCCUCCUACUAUUCGUCAGCGCGUUGGCGAUCACCGCAGGAUUAUUUCUGUGGAAGAAAGACCACAACGCACACUGUCAGAGUGGAGAAACGUCGGAUGUCUCUCCCCAAACCACCAUCCAAAGUAUCACCCGUGCCUUUUUCGAGAACAAUGGCAACAGCAACAAACGCGUCGCGAAUCCACUUGAUGAACUCCAGAAGCAUGCGAUCGUCAUCAACGACUCCAUUUUCAACGACUACGCAGCACUGACAUUGGACUCGUCAGUUGUGUGGAAAAAUCAGUCCUUUGCACUUGACGAUUUCAGUGACUGCGCAACAACGACAAGCAGCUUGAUUCGAAUGCUGCAAGAUUGUGCCGUCACUACUGAAGUGGUUCUUGCUCCUGAUGAGUCGCUUUCAAGUCAGUGCUUGACAUCCAGUCUCACCACUGCCGCAGCACCGAAGAACCCGCUGCCUUUUGCUGAGCGAUUGAGUGACGAUGCACCUUUCCUAUCACCAAGCACUGCAUUCGAGACGUGCUUUCCAAGCGAUCAGCUACUUGGGAGGGAAGAGCUCGUUGGUACGUUACAGCACAGUCUCGCAUGCGCAACUGAAAAAGCAGUGUACCUCUCGUUUGCAUCGUGGUGGCUACUAGUGGUGGUCUUCAUUGCAAAUCGCUUCGCGGUGAGGAUGAUCAUCAAAGCUGCUGGAAUGUACUGGUGGCGCUUCUUGAGCGCAAAUCGAUUGCAAUUUGUGGGCUUUUGUCACGAAGACGGAGAUAUUGUGGCGCGUGGCACGCUACCGGCUGCGAUCCAGAAGCACCUGCGUGAAACAAAAUGGCAGAUUGUCAGUCGCAUCGCUGCCAUUGGUUUCGUCUACGUGUGUGUCAUCAUCAUCAUUGUGAUUGUUUUCCACGAAGUCGUGUAA
Messenger RNA from Peronospora matthiolae, 2661 nucleotides. The record is from the annotation of a GenBank genome assembly. NCBI's taxonomy places the organism in Eukaryota, Oomycota, Peronosporomycetes, Peronosporales, Peronosporaceae.